CUGACGUUUUUGAUUCCCAGUCGUCAUGAGCAGCAAGUGGGUGCCGUACAAGCCGUUCAAGCUCGACGCGUACUUGUCGCCGGAGCUCCGUGACAAGCUUCGCAAGCUGUUGGUCUUCAACGUCCAGACGGGCUUGGACCAGGACAAUCAGUCUCCAUCGGCUGAGCAGAACUUUCGCUACCCUUCGCCGGCCAGCCAGCCCGUCCAGGCACAUAUCCCCAACACGACCAAGAAGAGCAUUUACAGCACCCAGUACUACACGCGCGAUGCUCGCCGCCACGCUAAGUUCAACGAAGUGAAUGUCGGCUUCCAUCCUUCUCUCGGCAUCAAGCCGCUCGCCAAGUUGCCUGCGGACACCCCUUUGGGAAGCCCCGGUAACAAGAACCCAGCCGUGUUGGCGUAUGACCCCACCGGGACCCGCUCUGCGAUGACCACCACUCAUGCGGCUCGCGAUGCCUUGAUCGAAGCCACUGCUGAUCUGGAAUCCUCUCAAUGCGUCAAGUUUGAGUGGGAAGGUCAUGAGGACGAAAUUGUGGCCGAGUACGAACGCAACGGCACCCCUCCGGUGCCCGGCCGUCCGUACCCUUGGGACAUGCCUGCUCAAUCCCGCAUUGAGCGUUGGUAAACUUGGGUUAACAUUGCACGCCUGAUUUGAUUGUGGUACGAGGUCAACGUGUAUCUGUUCAACGACUUAAAUAAGAAGUCCAAGGUCAAUGAUGGCUUGACGGACGUCUGCUAUGCUGACUUGACCUCUGCGAGAGUUGACUGAAGAAGAGAAGGUCUUCGUCGUCUUCGUCGGCGAUCUGUUGGCUUUGCGAUGGGUGCUUCUGUGACGCAUGAACGAGCUUAUCCGUGAGGUUCUUUGGAACUUCGACGUGGGGCGGGCCACGAGCAAAUGCGACGCGUGCCACCAUCUGCGAUUCCUUCGCCUCGUAGUCUUGUUGCAUCUGCGUUGCUGCGAACGUCGCCUCAUCAGGAGUAGCAAAGGUUACGUAGCAAAACCCCGUCGCUUGCAAGUCCCGAAGGUCUCUGUUAACAUCCAAGCUGACUACGGCUCCAUAUUUGGCAAAGUACUCCUGUGCCUUCUUUUCAGCCAAGAGCCACGCCGGAACAUGCCCAACGAACAAGCGGCGGCUGAUCGAGUCGUCCACCAUCUCGGUUGUGGUUUGGGUGCUGGAUGAAUUGAA
Aphanomyces invadans is the source of this 1187-nucleotide messenger RNA. RefSeq lists its product as hypothetical. The transcript has a single exon. The coding region runs from base 26 to 625 and encodes 199 amino acids. Lineage: Eukaryota; Oomycota; Saprolegniomycetes; Saprolegniales; Verrucalvaceae. The record is from RefSeq and is a predicted model, not a curated record.